GAGGUCUAGCCGACGAGGUCCGCGCCCACUAAUUUUGAGCAUUUGCGCAAGGGGGUAUUUCCACUGAGCCGAUUUUAGGUCGGAGCUGUUUCGCUAAAUUGAGUGCGCAUUAGAUAAAUCUGAAUACAAUAUACUCGUUCUCAAACGGGGAAGCAAUAAAUCGGAGAUCGCAGUUUAACACCUGCAGGGGUCCAGGUACCAAGGCUCAGCGCCGAGCGCCAAGCACCCACGUUGCAAUCGUUUAGAGCUUAUCACGAGCAAGCUAAAUCGGCUUCUAAUUACACAAAUUGCUGAGAUUUGAGGUAGUCGCUCGUUAAGUUGGCUGCUAAAUCGGCCAGUGGAAAUACCCUCUUUGCGCAUGGCACGCGCAGGCGCAUCGUGCAAGCUAGCUCUACUAUUGACAGCUAUUUAUCUGGCAUCGCACGCCGAUGCGGCACGACACUCUACUAAAAUACGCAGGUCUCCGCGACUGCCCCCAAGACACGUCCCAAGCCCCCCGGUCCUGACAGAGGCAGUCAUCACCGUGGUAGUCAAUAUGACAGGCCAGCUGGCCCAGUCUGUCAGCCACUCCUAUGCGGAUACAUCUACCAGCGAGGAGAGUGCCUGGAAUAUUGUGACCAACCAGGAGCUGGUAAACCGCCUGGUGCCGGUGGCGCCCCAGUCGAUUGACGAGGCGGCUAUCAACAUGCGGAUUGACCUGCGCUCCGAGCACACGAUGAUUACAGGCGAUCAGGUCGACGCGACCCUGGCCCUGGAUGUGCCUACGAGUCUGGCCGAGCAGCUCGGAUUGGACAUCGGCUCUGGUGGCGGGCCCGUGGACGCUGACACCUCCAACAGCACCGCCAGCAGCAGCGGUGACGGCGGCAGCCGACGCGUUCGCCGCCGCCUGACGGCCGAGCAGUACCGCGCGCGCCGCAUGAUCCUGGAUUUUCAUGGCACGCGCCGCACGCUGACUGAGUUCAACGACUUGACGUCCGUGCUGAGCCAGCUGGGCGUUCAGAACCAGGUGCCCAAGGCGGUGGUCACGGGCAAGGCAAAGAAGAACGGCGGCGCCAAGGACCUCAUGGUCGUUGGCGGCAAGCCACUCAACAUCUCCUCCAUCACGUUCUUCUUCACCUCUUCCGCCUGCGGCAUCAACCCCGUGCUUACCGAGGCGCAGAUCAAGGCGCGGUGGUACGACAAUGGCGACAGCGCACCCGUCACUGCCACGCUGCAGCGCGCCUACCGCACAUGCUCUUAUAAUAAGCUGAGCUUCUAUCCGGAGAACAACCUGGUGUUUGGCCCCGUCGACGUGCCGUGCAUCGGCACCGCACCAACCAAAGGUCCCUACAACCUGAGGACCGGCCUUGGCAACAACAAAAACCUGGAUGCGGAGAUGUACGGUCUGUACGACCUGGCCAAGGACUGGCUGAGGCGGAACGGCCGUACGGACGUGAUCGCGCGUCUGCAGUACCUCCGCCGCAAGGUCCUGGUGUGGCCCUGGAACAACCUAGCGCAGCUAGCCAAGAACGGCACCAAGGAGUUGGUCGGGUGGCCGGGCAUGGGCAGCAUGGGCUGCCCCGGCAACCCCGACCCCAGCGGCAUCGUGCCCGACUGCCUGACCUGGAUGAACAACGACCUGACAACCACCAACCUGGACCUGCAAGUGCUGUUCCAGGAGUUGGGGCACAACAUCGGCCUGGCGCACGCCGCGCGCCGGGAGUGCGACGCCGUCGGCUGCGUGGUCAAUGAGUACGGAGACAGUUCGGAUCCAAUGGGCAGCGCCGGCCCCGUGAGCUUUGAGAAGAGCUUCACGUGCUUCUCGGCGCCCCAGGCGUACAAGGCGGGCUGGUCCAGUCCGAUUGCCAACCUGAACAAGGACACCGUCACUGCCGGUUCCGGUUGGACCGACUACACGGUGCCCUCGAUGCACUCGACCGACGCCAACUUCCUGCGGGUGGCCAUCGACCAGACCGGCAUCAACAGCGCAGACCGCCUCAAGCCGGAGCGCGCGCUGUUCGUGGCGUACCGCGUGGCCCAGCCCCUGGGCGGAUACGACUCGGGCCUGCCCAAGGAGCUGAACGCACGCGUAUGGAUCCACGAGUAUAACGAAACGGCCAACGGCUGGAGCGCCGACAUCCGCAAGCCAACGGUGCUGCUCACCAUGCUAGACCUGCCCGCCGCGGACCCGAAAACCAAGAAGAUUGGGCCCACAGUCGUGCCCGGCUGGGGCCCGAUCCUGACCAAGGCGGUCUUUCCCAACGCGUUCGGCCGGGGCGACAGCUUGACCGUGUGGAUCAAGGCCAAGACCAACACCAGCGCGACGGUCGGCCUGUGCCGCGCCACGGACGUUGCCGAGACGCCGGAGACUUGCUACGAUGGACUUGACAACGAUUGCGAUGGCCUGCCCGAUGACCUCGACCCUGACUGUGGUGGCGAGGACCCCAACGCCCAGUCCCCGCCGCCGCCCCCGCUGGGGGUCCUGCGCAAGGCGCCACCGCCCCCGUCUCCCGUCAAGCGGCCCCCUCCCUCGCCACCACCACCAACCCCCGCCAAGGUCCUAUCCCCUAAGAAGGGGGCGGGCCGCCGGCUGGCUUAGAUUUGAUGGAAAGUACCGUGUCAUGUACGCUCACCAGCGGCAAUAGCAGCAGCAGGAUUUUAACCCAUACCGUGCAUUAACUGCAAGGGUGUGCUAUUAGCGCAUUGAGCGGACGUGGCAGCAACGUGGCCAACAAUAGCAAGUUUAUCGAAGCGUAGGGAGAUUUGUCCCUGAUGAUGACCCAUUCAUGCUAGGAUAGGCGAGAGCAGAAAAGCAGGGGGAGUGCGGCAGUGCGGCGCGGUCUACUCGGGUGUGCUAGCUAGCACGCUUGCCAGCACUGCUAUCGCGUGCACGAUUCAUCAUCGCAGGGUGGCCGCACAGCUGACUACAGUUGCGUACCGGUAUUUCGAUUUUUGAGGGCUAUUUGCUAGUUAAUUUAUGCUGACGUGCGUUCGACGGGGGAGUGAGCACUGGCACGGAAGUUUUUUCUGGGAGCUUAGUGAGUAGGCCUUGGGUUUGACUAGGAGCUGCUGAUUGUCACGACAGGGAGGACUGUGGCACGGUGAUGUGGACUGUGGUGCCCCCCUGGUUGUGAGCCUCACCAUGGCAUGCCAUAGGACUCGGAGACUCGGUUUGGUGGCUCAUGUGCCGGCACGCUGCAUUCAACGGUAUGCAUGGAUGCACUAACCAGUAUUCAUUUGUUUGUUCAUUCAUCAAGGGAGUU
Messenger RNA from Chlamydomonas reinhardtii, 3242 nucleotides. RefSeq lists its product as uncharacterized. Lineage: Eukaryota; Viridiplantae; Chlorophyta; Chlorophyceae; Chlamydomonadales; Chlamydomonadaceae. Bases 536 to 2578 code for a protein of 680 amino acids. The record is from RefSeq and is a predicted model, not a curated record. The transcript has 12 exons.